AUCAACCCCCUCACGGCAUCAACAGACCGACAGUUGACUUACAAAUUCCUUCGUGCAACCCCAGCCAUCAUGGAAUCUACUCCUAACCCCCAAACAUCGUCCCAAAACACCUCAAACAUCAAUGCCCUUGCCAAUCUUAUCCAGACCGGGCAAGCCAAAAACAUCAUCGUCAUCGCUGGCGCCGGCAUCUCCACGGCCGCAGGGAUCCCAGACUUCCGAACCCCAACAACAGGCCUCUACGACAAGCUCGCGCCUCUCAAACUCCCAUACCCCGAAGCCGUCUUCCAACUCAGCUACUUCAAACACACACCGGAGCCUUUCUACGCGAUCGCGCGCGCCCGACAUCCGCGCAAUCUGAAACCGACCAUCUCCCACGCUUUUUUGGCACUUCUCGCCAAGAAAGAUCUGCUGGAGUUCGUGUUCUGUCAGAACAUCGACAGUUUGGAGCUCGAUGCGGGCGUCCCCAAAGAAAAAGCUCUCUCUGUGCAUGGGAACUGGAAAUCGCAGCGUUGCAAUGUCUGUCGGAAGCCGUACCCCGGGGAUCUGAUGAGAGAGGCCAUCCAGAAAGGGGAGGUCCCGUACUGUUUGCACUCUGGGUGUGGAGGCGCCGUGAAGCCGGACGUUGUGUUCUUUGGAGAGUCGCUCCCGGCAGCGUUUGAUGAAGAAGUCAAGCGUCUUCCGAAGGCGGAUUUGGUUCUCGUCAUGGGGACCAGUUUGAAAGUUUAUCCGGUGGCUGGUUUGCCGAGGCAGGUUGACGAAGACGUGCCUCGCGUCUUGAUCAAUAAUGAGAAGGCGGGCGAUAUUGGGUAUCGGCCGUCUGAUAUGUGUAUUCUGGGGUCAUGCGAUGAGACUAUUUCGGAUUUGGCCGAUGCGUUGGGGUGGAGGGAGGAGUUGGAGUGUCUUUGGCAGGAAGCCAUUGCUAGGAAGGGGGAAGAGGAGCCGUACGAUGGACCUGAGCUCGAUGAGUUGAUCCAGAGACUGGCAGAGAAAUCCAAGGAUAGUAUGGUCUCCGAGGGUCAUAAGGGUAUGCUGGAGAAGCAUUUGGCAUCCAAGUUUGCUGGCGUUCUACGUGAAAAGUCGAUCGUGGGAUGAAUAUCCAAUGGUGCAUUCUUCAUUCAUGUCUCCAGGCGUUCUCUUGGCAAUGAUUGUCUUCUUGAUGUUUUCGAUGCUCUGUACUACUUGAUAUCUUCAGUAGGCUACAUAGGCGUGAAUAGAUGAAAACUCGAGAUGUCUAGCAUUGAAAAGGGGCGCCCAGCCACGUGCCGCCUGAAUCGCCGCCAGAUCCUCCAGGCUGCGAGGCGGCCAGGCAUCCGCUGUUGGGGUGGGGCCCCAGGCAACAGUCACGUGGUGGAUCGGUGCCUGGGUUGCUGGCCUGGCCGUCAGCCAAUCAGGGUGUCUGGGGGCCUGGAGUAUAAGGCCGCCGUCGGGACGGGUCCUGCCUCGUAUUCCGGACCCCAACGCUGUCUAUUGCCUCACCCUCUUCCUUUAAAGGAUGGCC
Molecule: messenger RNA, 1498 nt
Organism: Aspergillus melleus
Lineage: Eukaryota; Fungi; Ascomycota; Eurotiomycetes; Eurotiales; Aspergillaceae
Product: Sir2 histone deacetylase Hst2
Exons: 1
Coding region: 70-1092 (340 amino acids)
Molecular function (GO): histone deacetylase activity, NAD-dependent; NAD+ binding
Source: RefSeq, a predicted model, not a curated record